This is a messenger RNA of Dicrocoelium dendriticum, 660 nucleotides long. NCBI's taxonomy places the organism in Eukaryota, Metazoa, Platyhelminthes, Trematoda, Plagiorchiida, Dicrocoeliidae. The record is from the annotation of a GenBank genome assembly.
AUGCACAUAUUUGUCCAAUUUGCAUCUAGCCAUCAGCUGUUUGUGCUCAGUUACGCUCGGCUAUUAGCCGACCAGUUGAGUAUUUCUGUGCCCCAGUGUGUCCUGCAUCCCGAAACCGCCACUCUGGAGACACACGUGGAUGCCUGCUUGAUUGGAUACACUCCACCUUCGUUCCUGCCCGCGUCCACCCGCAUUGUCACAGACGAGUCGGAAUCCCCUGCUCAAGAAGUCAUGGGACGGUCGACUGACACGGCCCUAAACAGCGUCGAUACUGAUGCUCUGGACGAGUUCACUAUUUCGGCGUUACGGAUGUCCAUAACAGCUCUACAGGACCCUACAAGACUAAAGAAAAUCUAUUCCUGCCGUCCGAUUUCAUUCCAAAAAGACAAUGAUCAAUUAGCUCAUGUUGACUUCAUCACCGCAGCGUCAGUGAGUCAAUUAUUUUACAUUUUUGAGCUGUCUUUUCCUCUCUGUGUAUUAGUGUACGACAGUGAUUCCAACGGAUACUUCUGCUUGACAGAUGUUGGACGCGGCGCCAUAUUUUGUUCCUUCAGUUAUCGUUUUACUGUUGCCUAUCGUGUUGCUGUCAGUAUCGAUCAUUUCCUCCCGCUGUACGUCGGUUGGUCAAUCGUCAUCAGCUGGGCCAACCGUUCAGCUUAG